Messenger RNA from Paramecium octaurelia, 3834 nucleotides. NCBI's taxonomy places the organism in Eukaryota, Ciliophora, Oligohymenophorea, Peniculida, Parameciidae. The record is from the annotation of a GenBank genome assembly.
AUGUAAAUUUUAUUCAUAAUUUUUGGAUUCCAUAUUCAUCAACUAGUUUCAUAUACCACAAUCUGCGAGACACUGCAAAUAGAUUAGAAAAUAGGAUGUAACAAUAAACUUCAUGAAUGUUUUAUUUUGGAAGGAGAUGAAGAAGAUUACUACAAACUCAAACGUAUUGAUAAAGAAGUUAUAUAAAAAUCCUUUACUAUCCCUUACAAUGAUAUACCUAUUUAAAUAAAAAUGUUUAAAUAAUAUGAAUAAGGUAUGAUCUCAAAGAAACUAAUUUGUUCUUUGUUUUAGAAUAAGAAUUAUUAUAUAACAUGUAAGAGUUUUGACACAUUAAAUUAUGGUGAAAACAGCCAAUUACUAGAGAAUCUUAAAAUAGAGAUAAAAAAUUUAUAAGAAGAAAUCUGUGAUGAAAUGUUUUAGUUAGAUGAAGGAAUAAUAAUUUUAUUUUGCUUGAAAUAAUCUAUUUUAAGAUAAUAUUCUGUCAGUCUAAAAGGAGAUGUGAUGCUAAUGAUUGAAUAUGAUGUUUUUGAGUAAAUUUAAGAUUAGUGCAAGAAGAAAUCAUAUAAUUAAAAAGGAAAAAAUCAAUUUCUAAUAACAUUUUUUUAAUGUUCAAAAUGGAAAUUCCUUUAAAUUAUUAAUCAAGAAAUAAUAAUUAUUUUAGAAUAUACACUGAAAGAUUAUGAAAAAUUGCUUCAAUAUUUUCCCUAUGUAUAAGAUGUGUAAUUAUGCUAAUAAUAAUCCUAAAUUCUAUACCUUUUUGAAGAUAAUAAUUAUCUUCAAGUUAGGUUUGGAUCAAAUUUAAAGAUAACAGUUUAAUUCUUAAGGAAUGAAAAUCCAAUUUAAAAAAUAGUACUUUUGAAACCUUGUACAGUCAGUGUACUAAUUAUAUAUCAAAAAACAACUAAGUAUUAAUCAUAUAAAAAGAUAGACCACCAGAUUUUCUUAAAUUAACCUUUUGAAGCAGAUAAUAUUAAUUUUUUCUCCAAUUAUCUCUUUAUAUAAAAUUAAACAUAACUAAUUUUAAGAAUAGAUGAUCAUUUAAUUUAAACAUAUGAAAUCUUAAACACAAAAUUAAAUUUCUUUGAAUAUGAUAAUCUGUUUUAUCAAAUAGACAUAUAGAAAAAUUUGGUACAAUUUUAUAGAUAUUAUCCAAUGAGUAGUUUUAUUGAACCUAAAUAAUAAUAUAUAUAUAUCAUUCAGAAACUAGAUAUAUUCUACACUUAAUCCUUAAAAUAUUGUUUUAGAAUGGAAUAUGAAGAUAAGGUUACUUAAAAAAAGGAAGAAUUUAAAGGGGUCUGUAUUAACAAGGAUUGUUAACUCAAGCAGGAAGUACAACUUGUUACAAACACAUUUUAGUCAUUUUCACAAAACAAGUUUUCUUUUUAUAUUAAUAACAAUGAGGUUAUUUAUUUGAGUAUUAAAAAUGACGCAUAAGAAGAUAUAAAAUGUUAUUAGCGCAUAAAAGGCUAUAGAUUUAAAAGUAAGACCUAUCUAAGAUCUAUGCUUUUUCUAAAUUAUUUAGUUUUUCAUCAUGAGGAUUCUAUAUAUUUCCAUAAUUGUUAAUAAAACAAGAUUGAAAUAACCAUUAACACAAAUCAAUUUGAAGUAUUUCAAUAUCAAGAAGACUAUUAUCUAAUUGAUAAAAAGAAUAAUUAAUUAAAAGUGAUGACAUUUAUUUAAGGCAAUUUAGGCUAAAUUGUUUUAAAGAAUAAUAUAGAAAUAAUAAGAGCCUAACAAAUUUAGUAAUAACUGCUUCUUUAUUUGAAAAAUGAAAAAUCUCCAGUAUUAAUAUCUAAAAGUUUAUUCUAACACUAUUAUAAGUAACUUUCUGAUAAUUUGGUUUAACCCGAAUAAAUUCUUUAUUAUUAAGAAAUUGGAAUGUAUAAAUUCAUUCAAUAUCCAAAUAUUUUUGCUUGCGAAUUUCAAGAAGAAGUCAAAUGUUUUAAAUUUUCAGAUUCUAUUAUCAUUUAAAUUACAAGACUGCUAACAGACUUUUAUUCAAUUUUUGCAGUACAAAGUCAAACUAACUCAAUACUUCUUUAUUAUACUAAUUUUAUUGAAUUACAUUUAUACCAUAAUUAUACUCUAUAAGAAUAUUAAUUCUCAAAUCCUCUAAAGUAUAACUAAAUUACAAAUACUUUUGCCUUAGGUAGCUUAGCUAUUUUAACUGAACUGAACUCUUCCUUUUUUAUAUUUAUAUUCACAGAAUAAGACUAAUCAAUAGAGUUGAGAGAUAUUAUCCAAGCUGAUGAUUCUUAUUUUUAAAUUCUAAAUCAAACUUUAUUAUAUUUAAAAAAUGGAUACAUGCGGGUCCAUUAUUUGAAUCAAAUAAAUGCACUAAUUGAAACUAAUAUGAGUGGAUGCAAGAACUUAUUUAACUUUUAUCAAUUAACUUUGAAACCAACUUCAAGAUUUAUAAAUGAUUUAAACUUAAAACUAUUAGUUUUAAAUGAAUGUUUGUAAUUAUUUCCUCUUAAGAAUUCAAUAUCUUUAAGAUUAUAAUAGAAUGAAAAUAUAUAUCUAAAGAUUUCUGAAAUGUUUUAGGGCCCAAUACAUAAUUUAACUAUUAUUGAUAAUCCAAAAAUUUAUUUGAAAAGCCCUUUUUAAUUUAUAUAAUAAAUCAAUGAUUGCAAUGAAGAAAUGCUUAUUUGCAUUAAAACAAUAACUCAAUUAUUUAAUUAAUCUGAAAAUAUCAAUAUAAAAUAUUCAUUUUUUGUAAUAAUUUAAGAAGAUAAACGAAUAUGUCAAGCUCUAGUGCCGAUAGAUGAUUCUGACAACUAGAUAUUUUGGGUAUCGGAUUAUUCUUUUAUAUGGUUUCGGUGUAUUGACGAAGUGUUAUACAUUCGCUUAUUAUAAUGCUCUAAAGAGAUGGGUUUAUAAUGUAAGGAAAUCAUGUUCGCACUUUUUAACUUUAAGAUUUAAAUUUCUUUGAGUGUUUAAAUUAGAAAAAGUGAAAAUUUAGUUCAAAUAUUAAAUAGUAAUACCUAAAUAUAUAUAUAUAUUUCUAAUUAGAAUUUUACUCAUAUUGACAUUCCAGAUUUUCAUUUCGACUUUAAAUAUGUUGAACACUCUGAAAAUUUAUUUAUCGCUUUAUCAAAAGUAGACUAAGCAUAAAAUUCUUCCACAAUAUUAAGAGUCUAUAAAAUUAAUUUUAAUGGGUAUGUUGAGAUAUUCUCAAAGAUAGUCAACAAAGAUAUUCAAAAUCUAUUGCCUAUGGAUGACUCAUUGGAAAGAUUAUCUUUAAUAUCAUGUAGGUAGAAUGGAAAUGUUAUUACUGUGAAUAUUUUAGUUUCGUACCUCAAAAAUUUCUUUAUCAUUAUGUUUUAGAUCGAUAUAUAGAAUAUACUUAUUAUAUAAUAAAAAUUGUCAAAACAGAUUAGAAACUCGUUUCCAAAUUAAGAGUACGAACUUAAUUAUGUAAACGAUGAUUAUUUGAUUUUGAACAUGAAAGUACAAAAUGCUACUAUUUUAUUUGAUUUAUCUGAGGAAAGAUUAUUUUAUGAUAAUCACUAUUUUUCUCAUCUUCACACUUAAAUCACAAGAAUAAAUACUACACAUUUUAUUUUUAGGAAUCAAUCACAGUUCCAUUUGGGAAUAAUAUAAUAAUAUGAGAUCGAUCUACGAGAAGUCAAUGAUACAAACCUUACUUUUAUCUUAAUUGCCUAAAAUCACUUAUCAGAUACUUAAAUUUCAAUUAAUGUAACUCGCUCGAAAAUUUUAGACCAUUUAAAUAAGAUAAUUAUACUAAUUUUACUAAUCAACAUUAUUUUUAUUCUCUUAUAAUUAAGAACUAAGUGGUAUAGGAAAAUAUAAAAGAAAUAAUCAAGAUAUUGA